Cladophialophora immunda is the source of this 1777-nucleotide messenger RNA. RefSeq lists its product as uncharacterized. Gene Ontology annotation, biological process: biosynthetic process. Bases 133 to 1551 code for a protein of 472 amino acids. Lineage: Eukaryota; Fungi; Ascomycota; Eurotiomycetes; Chaetothyriales; Herpotrichiellaceae. Gene Ontology annotation, molecular function: L-kynurenine:2-oxoglutarate transaminase activity; pyridoxal phosphate binding. The record is from RefSeq and is a predicted model, not a curated record. Gene Ontology annotation, cellular component: mitochondrion; cytoplasm. The transcript is spliced from 3 exons.
AUUUCCAGCCCCUCUCACUGGUCCGUCUAACUGCUUUUCACACUCUGCGUGCAUGACCUUUGUCCUCCCAAGUCGCAUUCUCCGAGUUUUCUCAACGCUGUUUGAUCUAGGUCUUGUGGUGACCCAGGCCCCAUGAGCUUCAGCUUCGCGGCGACUACAGCAGCAGUCCGAUCCGCCUCUCGACCAGUCUUUCGAGUAGAGCUACCCCUCGCUGCUGGAAGCGGUCCAUUGCAUUCGAGCCGCGCGCACACUCCUCGCCGCGAUUUCUCGUCCUCGCCCAGAAUGGACGUCAAGUUCGCGCCCGCGAAGCGCGUCGCGGGGCAGAGGCAGGACGUUUGGUCUAUUGUCAAUGAGGCCGCCGCUGCAUCUCCCAUGCAGCCAAUUGUGAACAUGGGCCAAGGGUUUUUUGGCUACAAUCCCCCCAAAUUCAUCAUUGACGCUGCGAAGAGUGCGCUCGAUCGAGUAGAAUGCAAUCAAUAUUCUCCCACCAAGGGCAGGCCGAGGUUGAAAAAGGCAAUCGCCGACGCAUACUCUCCUUAUUUCGGACGACAGUUGGAUCCGGAGACUGAAGUUACUAUUACAACGGGUGCCAACGAAGGCAUGCUCAGUGCAUUCAUGGGCUUUAUCGAACCAGGCGACGAAGUGAUCAUAUUUGAACCCUUUUUUGACCAGUAUCUCAGUAAUAUUGAGAUGCCUGGUGGAACAAUCAGAUAUGUCCCUAUGCACCCUCCCGCGGAUGGCGCCGAACGGACUUCCUCCGCAGCGAACUGGACCAUCGACUUUGACGAGCUGGAAAAGGCAUUCAACUCCAAAACAAAGAUGAUUGUGUUGAACUCACCUCACAACCCGGUCGGCAAAGUUUUGAACAAGGAAGAGCUGACAAAAAUCGGCGAUCUGUGUUUGAAACAUAAAGUCAUCAUCUUGUCAGACGAGGUGUAUGACCGCUUAUACUAUGUUCCUUUUACACGAAUAGCCACGCUCUCGCCUGAACUCGCCAAGAUAACACUCACCGUGGGAUCGGCGGGGAAGAAUUUCUACGCGACGGGAUGGCGCGUAGGGUACCUGAUCGGGCCCCCAGAGCUGAUCAAAUACGUGGCCGCUGCACAUACGAGAAUCUGCUAUUCAAGCGUCUCGCCUUUACAAGAGGCUGCUGCGAUUGGAUUCGAACAGGCGGACAAGGUUGGGUUCUGGGACCAACAGAUCACAGAGAUGAAGGGCAAAAUGGACCGCUUCUGCCAGAUCUUCGAUGAACUGGGCAUACCCUACUCGGUUCCCGAAGGCGGCUAUUUCGUGCUCGCAAACCUGUCCAAGGUCAAACUCCCUGAAUGCUACAAAUUCCCGGACCACGUCAAAGACCGACCACGGGAUUUCAAGAUGUCGUGGUUUUUGAUCAUGGAGUUAGGGGUUGCGGCGAUUCCACCGAGCGAGUUCUAUACAGACGAAAGGGCACAUUUGGCGGAAGAUUGGAUGAGAUUCGCCGUUUGUAAGAACGAUGAUGUCUUGGAAGACGCAAAGGAUCGAUUGAGGGGUUUGAAGAAGUACAUGACCUGAUCCGAGGGAUGUUCGAUGAUAAAAGUUUCGUCAAGAUGGCUCCGUUGUGCAAGGUUAGAUCUGUCCAACAUGGACCUAUAACGUUAGACAUAUACACAUAUAGCAUGAAGCCGCCAUCUGUGCUGAUCUGUUCUCAAUCUCGGCUAGCAAAAGCAACGGCGCUGCUUGUUCCCAGUCGUCAAUACACUUAUGCCAGUACAGAAAGGGGAUGCUCAGCCUUGUCACG